Messenger RNA from Rubroshorea leprosula, 2189 nucleotides. The record is from the annotation of a GenBank genome assembly. Lineage: Eukaryota; Viridiplantae; Streptophyta; Magnoliopsida; Malvales; Dipterocarpaceae.
GCUGCUGCUUCUAGAGUCUUCUUGUCUCUUCUUAUAUCUCUGAACCCACUCCCCCUCCCUCAACGCCGGCUUCCUACCGUCUCUCUCCGCCGAAACACUGCCUCUGCUUCCCUUCCUCUCAUCCGCCAACAUGUAUCGUUUCGCCUCCAGCCUCGCUUCCAAAGCUAGGAUCGCUAGGAAUAGUACCCGUCAGGUUGGGAGUAGAUUGAGUUGGAGCAGGAACUAUGCUGCCAAAGACAUUAAGUUUGGAGUUGAGGCUCGAGCCUUGAUGCUUAGGGGCGUUGAAGAGCUUGCUGAUGCUGUCAAAGUCACUAUGGGUCCUAAGGGACGAAAUGUGGUUAUUGAACAAAGCUUUGGAGCCCCCAAAGUUACUAAAGAUGGUGUAACUGUUGCAAAGAGCAUUGAAUUCAAGGAUAGAGUCAAGAACGUUGGUGCUAGCCUUGUGAAACAGGUUGCAAAUGCCACCAAUGAUGUAGCAGGAGAUGGUACCACUUGUGCUACAGUCCUUACAAGGGCAAUAUUUACUGAGGGAUGCAAGUCAGUUGCUGCAGGGAUGAAUGCCAUGGACCUAAGACGUGGGAUCACAAUGGCAGUUGAUGCUGUUGUAACAAACUUGAAGAGCAGAACUAGGAUGAUUAGCACAUCUGAGGAAAUAGCUCAGGUUGGAACCAUAUCAGCCAACGGUGAGAGGGAAAUAGGUGAACUAAUUGCAAAGGCAAUGGAAAAGGUUGGCAAAGAGGGAGUCAUAACUAUUCAGGAUGGGAAAACAUUGUUUAAUGAGUUAGAAGUUGUUGAGGGCAUGAAACUGGAUAGGGGCUACAUAUCCCCUUAUUUCAUUACCAACCAGAAAAACCAAAAAUGCGAACUAGAUGAUCCUCUCAUCUUAAUCCAUGAGAAAAAAAUCUCUAGUUUGAAUGCCGUGGUGAAAGUAUUGGAGUUAGCCUUGAAGAGACAAAGGCCCUUACUCAUUGUUGCUGAAGAUGUAGAGAGUGAAGCAUUGGCAACUCUUAUUCUAAACAAGCUUCGUGCAGGAAUCAAGGUUUGUACCAUCAAGGCUCCUGGUUUUGGAGAGAACAGGAAAGCUGGUCUCCAUGAUCUUGCUGCCCUUACAGGAGGACAGGUUAUAACUGAAGAACUUGGCAUGAACCUUGAGAAGGUGGAUUUUGAUGUGUUUGGAUCUUGCAAAAAGGUUACUGUGUCAAAAGAUGAUACUGUAAUUCUUGAUGGGGCUGGUGACAAGAAGUCUAUCGAGGAAAGAUGUGAACAGAUUAGGUCAGCAAUUGAAUUGAGCACCUCUGACUAUGACAAGGAGAAGUUGCAAGAAAGAUUGGCAAAGCUGUCUGGUGGUGUUGCUGUUUUGAAGAUUGGAGGAGCUAGUGAAGCUGAAGUUAGUGAGAAAAAGGACAGAGUCACAGAUGCCUUGAAUGCCACAAAGGCCGCUGUGGAGGAGGGUAUUGUGCCUGGUGGUGGUGUUGCUCUUUUGUAUGCAUCAAAAGAGUUGGACAAGCUUCUUACUGACAACUUUGACCAGAAGAUUGGUGUUCAAAUUAUUCAGAAUGCUCUGAAGACGCCUGUGUACACUAUAGCUUCCAAUGCAGGAGUUGAGGGAGCUGUUGUGGUUGGCAAGUUGUUGGAACAAGAUAACCCUGAUCUUGGAUAUGAUGCUGCCAAAGGUGAAUAUGUUGACAUGGUUAAAGCUGGUAUCAUCGACCCAUUGAAAGUUAUUAGAACUGCCUUGGUUGAUGCUGCAAGUGUAUCAUCAUUGAUGACAACAACCGAAGCUAUUGUAUCUGAGCUCCCAAAGGAUGAGAAGGAAGCUCCAGCAAUGGGCGGCAUGGGUGGCAUGGAUUAUUGAGAUAUGUCUCAAUACCAUAACAGUCCAAAUUGCCUGGACAAAAAUACAGAGCAUUAGUGUUUUAGCUGAUUUGAGUCUUAAUUGUUUCAAUCACAAGGCAUCCAUGUAAUCAUAACCAGAGAGCAAUUGUAGGUAGUUUUUGCAAUGGAGAACGAAACCACAUCUCUCCUUAUUGUUGCAAGUUGCUAGGAAGACCCCACCUUCAUUGCAUUACUGGCCUUUUUGCCUAAUGGGAAGUGGCAAUUUAUGGAUGUUUUUACCACUUUAAAAUCAAAUGCUGAUUAGGUUUUUAAAUCUGCUCACUUUUGUGUAAUAAUAUACUCCUGUUUCAGAA